AUGCCUGGGGCUUCCUGUAAGGCUGUUGGCCCUGCUGACACGGAGCCUGCAGAUGGCAUGGGCUGCUGGCACCUGCCCGGAGAGACAAGACACUCUGCACUAGAGCCAAGGGAGCGGGCUGGGGACGUUUGGAGAAAACGGAGCCUGGUUGGGGGGCUGGGCCUGGGGCUCCGCCGCACCGGUGGCCGAGGCUGGGCUCUUGGCCGGUGUGUGCCCCGGUCUGACCCUGUAGAGCCUCGCACCUGCAGGAAGGAAAGACUUUCUAGGCCUGCCCAGAGGAAAUGUCUGGCCCUGAAACAGACCCUGGCCGUGGUGGCGUCUGAGUGCUCCAGGAACGGAUCACGUUGGCCCUCGGCCACUGUAGGCACUGACCGCUGGGGGCAGGGGGGCCUAGGCUCGGGGAGGUCUGGGCUCGGGAGCCCGGUGGGGCCGGGGGGCGGCUCCUGGCCUCAGCGAGGUCGGGCAGGACAAAGAAGUCGAACCACUCCAGGAAACGGCUUCUUUUCCCACAUUCGCCAGAGCCGGGGAGCGGCCCCUCCCCCACAGGGGGCCCCAGGACCGGUGGGCGGCGUCGGAAGGAGGCGGGGGACUGGGGGCCGGCGCCCGGUUGGGGGGGGGGCCAGCGCGGGGGGAGGCGGACGAGGAGGAGAGGAGGAGGAGGGGCAGGGGCCGCUGAGUCUGGAGCGCCGGCGCCGCCCGCGCUCGCUCGGACGGGCUGUCGGUCGGGGUGACCCUGCCGGAGCCGGCCCCGCCCCCAGGCCCGCGGACGGACGGACGGCCGAGCGGAGCGGCCGGGCGGGCGGACUACAAGUCCCAGCAGCUCCCGCUCGGCUCGGGCUCGGACUCGGGGCGGCGGGAGGCGCCGGGCGGCUGGCGGGGCGGGCGGGCGGCCGAGGCCGGAACCCUGGGAACGGGGCCGCGAGCUGCGUCCUCCAGGCGGGCGGGGUGUGCGCCCGGAUGGAGAGAGGGGAGGUGAAGCCGCGGGGCCGGGCCCCCAGGGAGACCCUGGACAGCGACAAAGAAGACGGCUGCAUCUUAAGCCCAUAUGCAGAUGUGGUGGACAGUCCAGUCCCAGACAGAGCCCCCAGUCCAGAGGGCUCUCUGGACAAUACUCCCAGCCCUGAAGGCCCCUUCCCUGGCCCAGACAGGACCCCCACCCCUGAGGGCCGCUUCCCCACUCCAGAGGGUGCUCCUUCACCUGCCAGCCCUGGCACUAGCCCUGGGCCUGAGGGCCUCAAAGGCUUUACCUAUUCCCCCAAAGGCCUCCCUGACCCAGAUGGUGCCCCUACCUCUACUCAGUCUGGUCUCCUAGUCCAGGACAGCAACUUCAGCACUGGGGGCUUCCUCCCUGGUUUUGAAGGCUUUGUCCCUGGGCAGGAAGGCAGCCCAGGAUUGGCAAACCUAGUUCCUGGGGCAGCAGGCUCUGGCCUUUCUGGCAUCAGUGUUGUUGCCGGCGGUGCCCCUCGGCCACCCAGCCCACCUCGGCCCUUCCACUGCCCGGACUGUGGGCGUUCCUUCCGUCGAAGCUCAGGGCUGAGCCAGCACCGUCGCACACACAGUGGGGAGAAGCCAUAUCGAUGCCCUGACUGCGGCAAGUCUUUCAGCCAUGGAGCCACGCUGGCCCAGCACCGUGGCACACACACUGGUGCUCGCCCCUACCAGUGUAGUGCCUGUGGCAAGGCCUUUGGCUGGCGCUCCACACUGCUGAAGCACCGGAGCAGCCACAGUGGUGAAAAACCACACUUAUGCCCACGAUGUGGCAAGGCUUUCAGUCACGGCUCGCUGCUCGCCCAGCACCUACGCACCCAUGGUGGUGCCCGCCCCCACAAGUGUCCAGUCUGUGGCAAGGGUUUCGGGCAGGGCUCGGGCCUGCUCAAACACCUGCGUACACAUACAGGUGAGAGGCCCUAUUCUUGUCCCCAGUGUGGCAAGGCUUUUGGGCAGAGUUCAGCCCUCUUACAGCACCAACGCACACACACAGCUGAGCGCCCCUAUCGCUGCCCCCAUUGCUCCAAGGCCUUUGGCCAGAGCUCCAACUUGCAGCACCACCUUCGCACACACACUGGUGAGCGGCCUUACGCCUGCCCUCACUGCUCCAAGGCCUUUGGCCAAAGUUCUGCCCUCCUGCAGCACCUCCAUGUGCACUCUGGCGAGCGUCCCUACCGCUGCCGAAUCUGUGGCAAGGGCUUUGGUCAGGCCUCCAGCCUCACCAAGCAUCGACGGGUCCACGAGGGUGCCCAGAGUGGCCUCUAUGAUGGUGUCCAGGGAGGCAUCUAUGAGGGGAUGCAGAAUCAUGCAGCUGUCUUUGAAACCCUUCAGGAGAAUAUCUACAAGGACAUCCAGGAGAGUACUCAGGGAAACAUCUAUCAGAGUGUCCAAAAUGAAGUCUAUGAGGUGGUCCAUGAUGAUACGUAUGAGGAGAUGCAGGAGGGCAUUCGUGAGAAUGCCCAGGAUGAUGUCUUCCAAGGGGUCCGAGAUGAUAUCUACAAGAGUGCCCAGAAUGAUGCCUAUGAUGGCAUCCCAGAUGAUAUGAACAGAGAUGCCCAGGACAGUGUGUAUGGGGCUGAUGGAGAUGAAGUUUAUGAGCGAGUCCAGGAUGACAUCUACGAAGGCAUCCGGGAGACCUCUGCUGGGGCACCCUCCACCCUGCCUUCUACUCGUGAUGAGGACAAUGAAGAUGACUAUGGUGGUGGUGACUAUACUGAAGAAUACGAUGAUGAUGCCACCUUUGGAGGUGGUGACUAUGGUGAUGAGGACAAUGAAGAUGACUAUGGUGGUGGUGGUGGUGGUGGCGGCGUUGGCUAUGGUGAAGAAUUCAAUGAUGAUACCACCCUUGGAGGUGGUAACUAUGGUGAUGAAUUUGAUGAUGAUGCCACUUUUGGAGGUGGUGACUAUGGUGAUGAAUUUGAUGAAGAUGCCACCUUUGGAGGUGGUGAUGAAUUCGAUGAUGAUGCCACCUAUGAAGGUGGCAACUAUGGUGGUGGUGACGGUGAUGGCAACAGCGAUGUCGAUGGAGAUGACUGAAGUUCCCUUGCCUAGGGGCCCACCUGGGGACAAGGGGAAGAGUCAAUGCUAGGGCCUGAGGGGUGAGGGCAGGAUU
Molecule: messenger RNA, 3100 nt
Organism: Dromiciops gliroides (monito del monte)
Lineage: Eukaryota; Metazoa; Chordata; Mammalia; Microbiotheria; Microbiotheriidae
Gene: ZNF358
Product: zinc finger protein 358
Exons: 7
Coding region: 1-3024 (1007 amino acids)
Biological process (GO): regulation of transcription by RNA polymerase II
Molecular function (GO): RNA polymerase II cis-regulatory region sequence-specific DNA binding; DNA-binding transcription factor activity
Source: RefSeq, a predicted model, not a curated record